UGUUGCUAUCUUCAAACCAUGAAGCUUUCUGUAGUUUUCAAAUCCUUGCGUAGCUAUCCCGCUCUUCGUGUGGUUACUGUCUCUCUACAGUCUCGUGCAUUUCAGCCUGAUUUCAUUCCCAGGGAUCCCAAAUCAAAGCCCGUAAGACACAAGUAUCCAGCUUUCUAUGAUCCUUAUGGCCCUAGACCCCCACCUUCAGAUAAGAUCAUUUGGCUUGCAGAGCAGAUUGCAGCCCUGUCUCCGAAAGAGCGUAAUUUUAUUGGUCCCACGCUUAGAGACAGACUAAGGCAUCCUAAGAUUCAACCAGUUUUAGUGGAGGGCAUGGACUUGGGUCCUGAUGGAGGGUCUGGUGCUGGGUCUUCAAAGGCUGAGAAGAAAAAGGUCGAAAAAAUUGCAUUUGAUGUCAAGUUAGUAAAGUUUGAUGCUGUUGCAAAAAUUAAGGUGAUCAAAGAGGUUCGUGCUUCCACAAAUUUGGGGUUGAAGGAAGCCAAAGAUUUAGUUGAGAAAGUACCAGUUUUAAUUAAGCAAGGUAUCACUAAAGAAGAGGCAAAUGAUAUUAUAGAGAAGAUCAAGGCUGUAGGGGAGUUGCUGUUAUGGAGUAGAUUUUCAUCGAGUUUUAGAAACAACUGUCAUUCUGAAGAUAUUGUUCUUGCUGUUAAUCGUCAAAAGAUACGAAUUGCAAACAAACGGAUGUUACUAAUAAUCUUUGAAGAGAAUCCUUUCAGAAAUGGCACCAAACAGGUCUGA
Molecule: messenger RNA, 747 nt
Organism: Coffea arabica (coffee)
Lineage: Eukaryota; Viridiplantae; Streptophyta; Magnoliopsida; Gentianales; Rubiaceae
Source: RefSeq, a predicted model, not a curated record